This is a messenger RNA of Tribolium castaneum (red flour beetle), 1833 nucleotides long. It is a transcript of the gene Zip48C, whose product is annotated as Zinc/iron regulated transporter-related protein 48C. The record is from RefSeq and is a predicted model, not a curated record. Lineage: Eukaryota; Metazoa; Arthropoda; Insecta; Coleoptera; Tenebrionidae. Gene Ontology annotation, cellular component: membrane. Gene Ontology annotation, biological process: zinc ion transmembrane transport. Gene Ontology annotation, molecular function: zinc ion transmembrane transporter activity. The transcript is spliced from 7 exons. The coding region runs from base 281 to 1312 and encodes 343 amino acids.
CUUAUUGUUAAGUGUGUUUUUACUCCGACACGUAUUGUAUUGCACCUGUUGUCCUGUUUAGUAUUUCUAGCAAAGCAAUUAGAAAAAUAAGUCGAUUUACCUACCCAUUAACCCGAUAAAAACAAACCCAUCGACACAGCGCCUGUGCAAGCAAAUAGUUUGGGAGAUUGUAAUCUUCAAGAAGUUGUGUUAUUGGAACUACCCGAGACAGCCUUGUGGUAGUCCGUGUCCGUCCGCGAAAUGUUGUGUUUAUGAGCAUGCAAGUGUUAAAACCGCCAAAAUGAUACAGGGCCAUGGACCGGUUAUGCAAGCCUUUCUGGGCACGUUGUUCACAUGGGGCCUUACAGCAGCGGGGGCUGCCCUCGUCAUCAUCAUCAGAGGCUCGCAGCGGAAGCUCCUGGAUGCCAGUUUGGGGUUCGCUGCAGGGGUCAUGACAGCGGCCUCCUACUGGUCUCUGCUGUCUCCAGCUAUCGAAAUGGCAGAGCAAUCGAAAAUUUAUGGCGAAAAUGGGGAGUAUGCUUUCGCACCGGUGGCCUUGGGGUUUCUCCUAGGAGCCCUGUUUGUCUACGGGGCUGACGUGCUCAUAUCAGUCCUGGGGGUACACUCGCCGAACAUGAUGCUUGCACUGCAUGCUACAAGCACUCGGAAAGACAGGCGCGAGGUCUCCAGACCAAACUCGCAUAUCUCAUCGCCAGAUUCAACUGCAAUUGACGGUUUUUCUGACAUUGGAGGCACAGUCCAUCAACGCAGAAGGGUAGGUAAAUCUGAUAAAAUGAAUGGGCAAAGUGAAGAAAUAGUUCGUACACAGAGUUUUGAAGACGUUUCCAACAUUGAAGAAAUCCAACAUGGACAUUGGAAACGAAUCAUGCUUUUAGUUAUUGCAAUCACGGUCCAUAAUGUUCCUGAAGGACUGGCUGUGGGGGUUGGGUUUGGGGCGAUAGGAAGCUCCACAUCGGCGACCUUCGAAAGUGCCAGAAAUCUUGCAAUUGGUAUCGGAAUUCAGAAUUUUCCUGAAGGGCUAGCUGUAAGUUUACCUCUUCAAGCAGCUGGAUUUUCGACAUGGAGAAGUUUUUGGUAUGGCCAACUUAGCGGAAUGGUGGAACCAAUAUUCGGAGUUCUAGGAGCCGUUGCUGUAGCUUUGGCCCAACCUGCAUUACCCUACGCUUUAUCCUUUGCUGCAGGUGCCAUGAUCUAUGUUGUGGUAGACGAUAUUAUUCCCGAAGCCAAUACAAACGGCAACGGGAAACUUGCAACCUGGGGUGCAAUUUUAGGAUUUCUAGUUAUGAUGACUCUAGACGUCGGUCUAGGAUAGUGAAUUAUUUUUAAAUGACAAUUUUAAACUGUAGUUAAAUUUUAUUACUAUGUUUCUGUUGUCUACGUUUUAUUGUACUAAGAUUUUUUGUUUUAUUCUUUUAACUUUACAGUUUGGUAGUUGUACUUACUCUGUUUAUUUUGGAAAUUUAAUCUACUUAUUUCCCUUUUCCUUCUGUACUUACGGAAUUGUAUUACAAAAAUAUAUUUUCGUACUAAAGCCAAUAUAACAACUACUGCUGUGAUAGUAAACAUAAGAUCUAUAAUUGUCAAUAAACGGACAAAUAAGUUCGUACAAGUAUUUUAAGGUAUUACACAAUUUCUUCUUUAGUUUGACUUAGCAUUUAUUAGUUUAUUUGGAUUUAUUCAAUUCAAUCUUUAUACCAAUUUAUGUACGAAACUGCCCAUGCACAUAUUUUUGUUAGUUAAUAAAUUAACUAAAAUUAUCAAAUAUAAGACUAUUUGUAAACUAAAAGUGUCCUACUAUUAAAGUUCUUCAAAUAUAAAUCAAUUCAACAAGAA